Messenger RNA from Labeo rohita (rohu), 1440 nucleotides. It is a transcript of the gene polr2h, whose product is annotated as RNA polymerase II, I and III subunit H. Bases 225 to 677 code for a protein of 150 amino acids. Gene Ontology annotation, biological process: DNA-templated transcription. The transcript has 6 exons. Gene Ontology annotation, cellular component: RNA polymerase III complex; RNA polymerase I complex; RNA polymerase II, core complex. The record is from RefSeq and is a predicted model, not a curated record. Gene Ontology annotation, molecular function: DNA-directed RNA polymerase activity. NCBI's taxonomy places the organism in Eukaryota, Metazoa, Chordata, Actinopteri, Cypriniformes, Cyprinidae.
UGCAGUAGUAAGUCACGUGGCCAGAGGUGAAGCACAUUGUUUCGCGGCAUGUUUCGUAUUUGUGUUGAAUGAGAAGAAAGUUGUUGUUUAUUUUUUCACAGUUGUUAUUCCCUAUUUUUAACUGGGACGGUCUUAAGCGCAUUAUAUCUGGAGAAGGUUUUUACCAGGAUAAUACAUCACCAUUUGAGGACUUUUUCCAUUUAAAGUUCAGUUUGUGUGCGUAAAUGGCUGGAAUUCUGUUUGAGGAUAUCUUUGAUGUGAAGGAUAUUGAUCCAGAUGGGAAAAAGUUUGACAGAGUAUCUCGUCUUCACUGUGAAAGUGAGUCUUUCAAAAUGGACCUGAUCCUUGAUGUGAACAUCCAGAUUUAUCCUGUUGAUCUCGGUGACAAGUUCAGACUGGUGAUCGCCAGCACGCUGUAUGAGGACGGGACGCCAGAUGAUGGCGAGUAUAACCCUCAGGAUGACAGACCGUCCAGGGCUGAUCAGUUUGAUUAUGUCAUGUAUGGAAAGGUUUAUAGGAUUGAAGGAGAUGAAACCUCAACAGAAGCAGCAACACGACUAUCGGCGUAUGUGUCUUAUGGAGGUUUGCUAAUGCGACUUCAAGGAGAUGCUAACAAUCUGCAUGGGUUUGAAGUGGACUCCAGAGUCUAUCUACUGAUGAAGAAACUUGCUUUCUAAUUGUGUCUCACUUCUGAGGACUGAGAAAACGCAUUCAUUUUUAUUAUUAUUAUUACCUUCUUCUUUCUUCUUCUUUCCCUUGAAAAACUGGUAUUGCUAAUCAUUUCUGGAAGCUGUGACCCAUGGUACAUUACAUAAAAACAAAUUAUAUAUACGUGGUUAUAUAUUGAAAUCCUACAACUGCAGUGUUUUGUCAUUGCGUCUAGUGCACAUGCACUACAUUAGCUUAACGCAUUAACUGAAUCCCUGUUAAAUCACAGUAAUGACAUCCAAGAAUAUUUUGUAUGCUUAUUUUCUUUUAAACCAUUUAUCAGUAAAUGAGAAGUUAUGUUUAUAAGCUCUGGAGGCAUUUCUUAAGUGUGAAAUACUCUAGAUACACUCCUCACAUGAGGAGGAGCUAGUAAUUUAGGCGUGGGGAAAGGGCUGUGUGAGUUUUUGGCAAACACAAAAGAAACCGGUUAAGCAAAAACAGCAAAGAUUGCAUCCCGACACAAGUGGAAAUCCAGUUUAAUUCGAUUUAAACUACAUGAACGCAGCAGUGUGUGCAACAGCGUUUGCAGUGUGAGGACUGUAAUGGAAAUCACAAGACAACUGCACAAGUGUGCAGUCAUUUGAGGGGUCUGAAUAUAAUAUUUAACCCCUGAUUAUCUCUAUAGUGUCGCAUAUGAGAGAAUUUCACAUUAUAAUUCAAAAUGUUGGCACUUUUCCUUGAAUAAGAAGCAACAACAGAGGGCUUGAAACUAAUUUUUACACCUUUUUUAGG